This is a messenger RNA of Arabis nemorensis, 384 nucleotides long. The record is from the annotation of a GenBank genome assembly. Lineage: Eukaryota; Viridiplantae; Streptophyta; Magnoliopsida; Brassicales; Brassicaceae.
AUGAGAGUACUGAGAUUGAGAUAUGCAUUUGAGGUUGUUUACAAGUCUGAGAUAUGCAGAAUGUUUCAGAAUCUGGCUGGUGAAACUGGUUCAUUCCAAAUCUGGCUGAAAUAUGAGUAUGGAUUAUCAGUGAAUGAAAAUGGUGGGAAUCAACCAACACCAACAUCUGACAUUGUUCAUAGACAUCCAUUGCAUCAAACGACCAUGCUGGUAGUGAUACAGGCUGAACAAUCUGAAAUCAAAGAAAAACUUAAUCAAUUGAAGCUAGAGGUUGAGAAGAAGGCUGAAUCAUUGCUUUCCAGUUUGAAGGAAGAAGAGGACAUGGUGAUAGAACAAGCAUCAGCCGGAAGGAAGGAGAUGGAACGCAUAGAGGAUAUGGUAUGA